AUGCCUCGGCUCAGCUUGGCGGAGACCAGGUGGUGCGGGGACCAGUUCGUGCAGUUCCUGCGGGACACGGGCCGGGAGCAGGAGAACCGGCGGGACGCGCUGCGUGGCAUUUACAACAUGGAGUUCCGCGAAAGGACUGAAACCAAAAUGCCCAACUUCUCGUGCAUCUUAUACGCUCUGAAGGUGACCCGCCGGGCGCAGGUGUCUGGGGAGUUGGUGCUCUUCAAGAAGGACAAGAAGAGAGUGGUGAUAGCAGACCAGUACUGGAGAACCAGAACCAAUGUAGAGGUGUCAGCAUCGGCAUCAGCGUCACAGCCCAGCUCUGCUCCACAAAUGCCCCAAAGCCGUGCCAAGAAGUGGGCUGAGCUCAUCCGUGGGAAGCAUGGGGUCGAGAUCACCUCAGAGCACAACCAGAGCCAGGGGCACAUCCGCUUCCCAGUGGUGCCUGGCGAGCCCCGGACGGUCACCAUCAUGGUGCAGAACCACGGGACCAAGGCUGUGACCCUGCAGCGGUGCCAGCUGCGCUGGCCAUCACGGGAGCUCUCCUUCAGUGACGAGAAGGGGGUGAUGCAGGGACAGUCAGUGCUGCUGCACCCAGGCAGCAAGUACCCUGUCCAGGUGCGGUGCCAAGCCACCUGCAAUGGGUACUCCCAUGCUGUGGUGGUCUUUGAGUUCACCAAGGAGUCCCAGGAGCACUUCACUAUCGGUCUCUACAUCGCUGCUGUUGCUGAGAGCCAGCUGGCCAAGGACCUGGGGCCCUCGGAACCUUUCCAGCCUUACCAGGCUGGCCUCCGCCGCCCUGUCACUGUCAUCACUGAGGAUGGCAUUCCCCCCAGCAGCUCCCAGCAAAACGAACUGGAGAAGGAAAUCCCUCUGGGCACCUACCAGUACCCAAAGAGCCUCAAAGAGGCAAUCGUGACCAGACCCAACGCCAGUGUCAACACCGGCUGGGCUGCGAGGCAGUCACUGCUGGAGGCUCCCUUGCAAGCUAAGAACUACCAGCAGAAGUUCCAGCUGCUGCUGCACCUGGAGGAGAUCCAGAUGGAGGUGGACAUCCAUCGCUACGACAUGAAGGACGUGCCCAUGGUGCAGGACAGGGGGCUGCUGGUCCUCAACGUGCCCGGUGUGGCUGAGAACCGCCCAUCCGUGCUGAAAGGAGACCACCUCUUUGUCCACCUGAGCAGCGAGCGGGACCACUCCCCACUCGUGCAGUACAAAGGCUACGUGCACGGCGUGGAGCUGGAGAGCGUCAGGCUCGGCUUCUCCACCAAGCUGCAGAAGAAGUUUGUGAAGAACCUGAGGUUCGAUGUGACCUUCACCUUCAGCCGGCUGCCGCUGCAGGUCCAGCACCGUGCUGUGGACCUGGCCAUGAGGCGCGGCUUGGCCAACCUCCUCUUCCCCUCUGCCUCCUGCCACCAGCCCUUCCUCACAGGCACCUUCCAGCCCCGGUGGUUUGACCGCAAGCUGCAGUCCAAUGAGGAGCAGUGCAGAGCUGUGACACACAUCCUGAUGGGGACAUCCAGGCCAGCUCCAUACCUCAUCUUUGGCCCCCCCGGGACUGGCAAGACGGUCACAGUGGUGGAGGCCAUCAAGCAGGUGUGGACGUGCCUCAAGGACUCCCGGAUCCUGGCCUGUGCCCCUUCCAACAGCGCUGCAGACCUGCUGUGCCAGCGCCUCAUCAAGGACUUUGCUCCACGGUACAUCUACAGGCUGAUGGCAAACUCCAGGAACUUCCAGGAGGUGCCUGCUGAUAUCAGGCCCUGCUGCAACUGGGACAACCAGCAGAGCUGCUACGUGUACCCGAGCAAGAAGAACCUGGGCUGCUACCGGAUCAUUGUCACCACACUGGUGACAGCAGGAAGGCUGGUGUCAGCCAACUUCCCCCCAGGGUUUUUCUCCCACGUCUUCAUCGAUGAGUGUGGCCAGGCUGUAGAGCCGGAGAGUGUGAUUGCCAUCGCGGGGCUCCUGACUCCCAUGGACCAGAAGACCAACCCCAAUGGGGGGCAGCUGGUGUUGGCAGGAGACCCUCAGCAGCUGGGUCCUGUCCUGAGGUCACCACUGGCCAUCGAGCAUGGCUUGGGCACCUCGCUGCUGGAGAGGCUGAUGCUGCACAACCCCCUGUACAAGAAGUCAAGUGAAGGAUAUGACCCUCAAUUUGUCACCAAACUGCUCUGGAACUACAGGUCCCACGAGGCCAUCCUCAGGAUCCCCAACGAGCUCUUCUAUGACAGUGAGCUGAGAGCCUGCGAGCGCAGCGAGCUCGACGUCCGCAACACCUACUGUGCCUGGGAAGAGCUCCCCAAAAAAGGCUUCCCCAUCAUCUUCCACGGGGUGUGUGGGGAAGACCGGAGAGAGGCCAAGAGCCCCUCGUUCUUCAACACGGCUGAGAUCGAGGUGCUGCUGCAGUACCUCAAGAAGCUGCUGCGGAGUGGGGGCAAGAGGGGCGUCCCUAGCAUCUCACCCAAGGAGAUUGGCAUCAUCUCUCCUUACAGGAAGCAGGUGGAGAAGAUCCGGAAAGCCAUCACCUCCCUGGACCCUGUCCUGCGGGCACUGCCAGACAUCGACCUGCUGAAGGUGGGCUCUGUGGAGCAGUUCCAGGGCCAGGAGCGCCGUGUCAUCCUCAUCUCCACUGUGCGCAGCUGCAACGAGUACCUUGCACUUGAUGAGACCUUCAAGCUGGGCUUCCUCAAGAACCCCAAGAGGCUCAACGUGGCCAUCACCAGGGCCAAGGCUCUGCUGAUUGUGGUGGGUAACCCAGCUGUGCUCAGCAAGGACCAGCACUGGCAGAGGUUCCUCAGGUACUGCAGGGAGCAGGGGGGCUACACUGGCUACCCCUACGAGGACGAGAGCCCGGCCGACGACAGCCUCGCCGCUGACCUCCAUGCACUGCACCUCUCCAAUUAG
This is a messenger RNA of Indicator indicator, 2904 nucleotides long. RefSeq names its product Mov10 RISC complex RNA helicase (gene MOV10). The transcript is spliced from 22 exons. Gene Ontology annotation, molecular function: RNA binding; 5'-3' RNA helicase activity. Lineage: Eukaryota; Metazoa; Chordata; Aves; Piciformes; Indicatoridae. The record is from RefSeq and is a predicted model, not a curated record. Bases 1 to 2904 code for a protein of 967 amino acids.